Anopheles funestus (African malaria mosquito) is the source of this 677-nucleotide messenger RNA. RefSeq names its product protein Vhl (gene Vhl). The transcript has 2 exons. The coding region runs from base 213 to 668 and encodes 151 amino acids. The record is from RefSeq and is a predicted model, not a curated record. Lineage: Eukaryota; Metazoa; Arthropoda; Insecta; Diptera; Culicidae.
AACAAACAUUAGUUAAAUAAACAAACAUUUUGUUAAAAUAAUAGUAGAAAUUGUCCCGAAUUAAAGGCAUUUUUAGCAAGCAAAUCACCAAAAACCGAUACCUUCUGAUGAGUUAAAGCGAACCUUAAUGAUUAGUGAUGCGUACCACAGCGUGAUUCGUUCACUGCCAACUUUAAUGGGAUCAGCAGCAUCGUGGUGUGGCUGGAUUGGCGAUGGACCAUGACCCAAGCUUGCGAUCGGAACAUUCGGAAAUACGAUCGUUUGUGCUGUUUCGAAACACGACCGAGCGUGAGGUGGACGUGUAUUGGGUAAACUAUUCCUCCAAGCUUAUCCACUAUACGACGCUCCUGCCGAAAGCGGAAUGUAUGGUUAAUACGUACGUAACGCAUCCGUGGGUGUUUAAGGACAAGCAGUCCGAUGAGCGGAUGUACGUGCGCCACCAGCCGGUCUAUCUGCCGGAACCGUGGUACACAAACUUUACCAGUGCCGGCCGACUAACCAGAAAGGAAAUCCACAUCCACUUCCCGGUUAGGACUUUGACGGAGAACUGUCUGUGGCGGAUCGUUACACUGCUAGCGCAAGAAGAGGAUAGCGCACUGUGGGAACUGGAGAUACCUCGCAUGCUAAUACAGGAGCUACUAAUUAGGAAAAGGAAUAAAGUAAAGUAAAAAAAUGAA